ACAGGCAUCUUCACGGAUACCAAUGAGGGGUCCUUACGGAGGGAAUGGAAGCUAAUAGUUACGAGCAAACUCGCAACAUCAAAAUAAGCUUUCUACAUGUAAAAUUCGCCUGGAAACUUUAAACCGUGUUGUUUAACUUCUCGACCAUUGUCAGAUGCAAACUACUGUUGAAUAAAUUACUAUUUAGUCUCCCUCCGGAAUACAAAGUCGUGUAAUUAGCUAACCCGCACUUUUAGCUUCUCUACCUGAAAGUGUUGACUCUCGUCCUGUUACAUCUUUCCCGCUGAGGAGAUGGAUGGUUACCCCGGAGGAGUGUUAAGCGGUGAUUCAACUAAACAACAAGAACGACAUUACUACCUAUUAUCUGAACUGCAAACAUUAGUUAAAGAUUUGCCUAGCUCUUUCCAGCAGCGCCUGUCCUACAACACACUGAGUGACCUGGCUCUUGCCCUCAUAGAUGGGACGGUUUAUGAGAUAGUGCAGGGGCUACUGGACAUUCAGCAUCUGACAGAGAAAAACUUAUACAACCAGAGACAAAAGCUGCACUGUGAACACCAAGCACUCAAACAAGACCUUUUAAAGAAGCACAAAGAAGCCUUGCAGUCAUGCAAGUCUCACAACCUUGCACUUCUUAAAUCAAACCAACAAGCAGAGUUGGAGGCUCUGGAAAUCCGUGUGCGAGAGGAACAAAAAAUGAUGGAUAAGAAGAUUGUAGCAGAAAUGGAUCAGAAAGUGAUAGAUCAACAGAACACCCUGGAGAAGGCAGGAGUCCCUGGCUUUUAUAUCACAACUAAUCCUCAGGAGCUGACUGUGCAGAUGAAUCUUCUUGAACUGAUCCUCAAACUUCAACAAAAGGAGACACAAUCUGGAAUCAUGUGAGAUAUGGCUUAUUGUGCCAGAAGAGAAGAAAAAGAAUGCUGCACCGGCCACAGACAGACAGUGUUGACAUUCCUGUAACUGUGAGAUAGAACGUGUUAGCUUUGUUCAGGAAAAUGUGAUCACUUGAUCACAUGAGUGUUAUUUUCACUAUCUUAACCUGCAGGAGAUGUCUGGUUGUUGAGCGUCAGACGAAGACUUUCAGCCCUUGAAGAGGGCAGUGGCAAAUGUGUCAACAGGGUUGCAAAUCUUGAAAUGUCAUAUCAUUGUGUUCCUCUCACAGCACAUAACACAAUGCUUAAGCUGAGUUUUGAGAGGUAGAAAGAGAGAGGGCAGGCUCUUCCAGAUGUGAAACAGAAGUAGGUUAAUGCAAUGCGUCAAAACACGGAGAAGACAUAAAAUGGAUCAAUGUGAUUCUCCUGCAGUGAAAUGAACUCCUAAAGAACCACUGGAGGCCUUUUAAAAAGUCUUCACUACUUAUGGGAGAUUGUUUACUUCAAGGAAACAAGGUGUAAAAAUUACAGUUCCAGCAUUUUGAAUAUUGAACAAAUGUUUUAUUUAAUUUAUUUAGACAUAUUGUGGUACAUUUUACUUUCUUUUUUUACUUAUUUUUAAUGAGAACAUCUUGUCCGUUCAGAUUGCAUUGUUGUGUUGGUUAAAGGGGUUCAAACUGUUGAGUAAACCCCUUUGCAUUGACAGUGGUAUUUUUUUCAGGUAGCUACUUUGGUCAUUACAUCAAUACAUAAGUAAAUAAUAUAAUGCCACAAAAUGUGUUUAAUGUGUUGUAUUACCUCUUCCUUUUUGUUUGUUUAAUUCGUACAGCUUCAGAAUAAAAAUGAAGGUGUUUCUUUGAUCAGCCCACAAACAUUAAUCUGUACCUUGAAGUAGUAUUAUAGCCAUGUUAUCCCUGUUGAGAACCACUGCUCAAUCCAAGGCUGGUGUGUCUGAAUCUAGGAUGCACAUUACCAGCUAUGCUUAUCUGAUCCCUAAUGGACUACAUCCCCGAUUACAAAAUAGUUGGCAAGCUGUGGUAAGUGUUGAUAAAGACAGAAUUUAAUUGCUU
Molecule: messenger RNA, 1939 nt
Organism: Notolabrus celidotus (New Zealand spotty)
Lineage: Eukaryota; Metazoa; Chordata; Actinopteri; Labriformes; Labridae
Gene: dgcr6
Product: DiGeorge syndrome critical region gene 6
Exons: 5
Coding region: 292-879 (195 amino acids)
Source: RefSeq, a predicted model, not a curated record